This is a messenger RNA of Anopheles moucheti, 1648 nucleotides long. RefSeq names its product UDP-glucose 4-epimerase (gene Gale). The transcript has 4 exons. Gene Ontology annotation, cellular component: cytosol. NCBI's taxonomy places the organism in Eukaryota, Metazoa, Arthropoda, Insecta, Diptera, Culicidae. Gene Ontology annotation, molecular function: UDP-glucose 4-epimerase activity. Gene Ontology annotation, biological process: beta-D-galactose catabolic process via UDP-galactose, Leloir pathway. The record is from RefSeq and is a predicted model, not a curated record. The coding region runs from base 290 to 1342 and encodes 350 amino acids.
CCACGAGUGGCUGAAUGCAGUGAAAACAAUUUAUCAUCAACAGACCAGUCAGCUCAUACACUGAAAGCCACAGGUUUGAUAAGACAUCCAGACAAACGCCAUGUAAUCAGUCGCGGGUAAGGAGAUGCGUGUGUGUCGCAUAAAGCAGGUCAUUCUCAGCCAGCAGCACCGAUUGUUAGAUGAGCUGUCGCGUCCGGGAGCGUUGGAUCGUAGUUAGCAUUUGCGUGGCAAUCGUGUGACAGGCAAUACAACGCAUUUGGUGCUAUUCGGGAAUUAAGGAAUACAAAUAAUGCCGCUAAACAUACUCGUCACCGGAGGUGCCGGCUUUGUCGGAUCGCACACCGUGCUGGAACUAUUGAACGCAGGCCACGCGGUCAUUUGCGUGGAUAACCUGUGCAAUGCAUACGGUGGUGGAACCGCAUCGAAGCUGCCAGAAUCGUUGAAACGGGUGCAGGAAAUUACGGGUGCUAGCGUAACGUUCUAUGACGUGGACAUUCGGAACCGUGAUGAGCUACGGAGUGUUUUCAAUAAGCACAAAAUUGAUUGUGUCGUGCAUUUUGCUGCACUGAAGGCCGUCGGUGAGUCGUGUCGAAUUCCUUUGAAGUACUAUCAAAACAACAUUACCGGGACGAGCAUUCUGCUGGAAGUGAUGGCAGAGGCUGGCGUGUUUAAGAUAGUGUACAGCUCGAGCGCCACCGUGUACGGUGAGCCACAGAAGCUCCCGUUGACGGAAAGCCACCCGACCGGUAGCUGCACCAACCCGUACGGUAAAAGCAAAUACUUCACGGAGGAAAUCAUGAAGGACCUGUGCGAAUCGGAUCCACGCUGGACGGUCGUCUCGCUGCGCUACUUCAACCCGGUCGGGGCCCACAAAUCCGGCCGGAUCGGAGAGGACCCGAACGGUGAACCGAACAAUCUGAUGCCAUACAUCUCGCAGGUGGCCGUCGGACGGCGUGAGUGUUUGCGCGUGUUUGGUAACAACUACGAUACGCCGGAUGGUACCGGUGUGCGCGAUUACAUCCACAUCGUCGAUCUGGCCGAAGGGCACGUGAAAGCAAUCGAUAAGCUGGCUGGCGGUACGAUCAGUGGUUUCUGUGUGUAUAAUCUUGGUACGGGGCGCGGGUACUCGGUGUUGGAAGUAGUUAAAGCCUUCUCGAAAGCAUCCGGAAGGGAGGUCAAGUAUGAGAUUGUAGAUAGACGUGCCGGUGACGUUGCGGCAAGCUAUGCGGACGUAUCGCUUGCCGCCAAAGAGCUCGGAUGGACAGCCAAACGGGGACUGGAUGAGAUGUGCGAGGACACCUGGAACUGGCAGAAAUCUAAUCCCAAUGGGUUUGCCGGAUAGAUGGGGGAUGUAGAACACGGGACCAAGGUGUUGACCUGUCACUAAUUGCACCAAAGGUUUCGUUGCAUUUGCCACUAUCGCAAACUAAUUCCUUAUGCUUUUUAAGUUGCAUUUCCCUUUCAAUUGUAUCGCUUUUUAGAACUGUAUGUAGCUAAUCUUUAUGAGCGGAUAUAGAUCAUGUAGCUGCACGGAUAUAUCACCAUUCUUCCCCAUAGGAAUGGUUUAUUUUGCAUGGUCCAUUAAUUGCUUUGCUAGUAAAAUUGAUUUUCGCUUUCAAAAGUGGAAUAAAAUAAGCAAAAAUUUAUC